CCGGCCAUCAAACCCACCUCACCUCACCCAUGCAUCUCCGGUGACUGCGUCGUCUCGCCAUUGCGCAACGCCAACCGCUCAACGCAGCACCAUGGACAACCCGAACCCCAACGCCGGCGCCGGCGGCGGUGGCGGUAGCGGUAGCGGUAGCGAUCCGCAGCAGCAGCAGCAGCAACACGCCAUGAGCCGCGCCGAGUACUCGCGCAACGUCCGCGCCGCCAUCGAGGAGAAGCGGCAGCAGGCGCUCCACAACCGGCAGCGCUUCGAGCCCAUCGUGCACGAGCAGCUGCAGCGCCUGCUGCGCGACUACCAGCCCCCGCUGUACGCGCGCCUGCGCGGCUUCGGGCGCGAGCAGACGCUCGCCCUCGCCGAGUCGACCGUCUCGUCGCUCGCCGCCGCCAACCGCCGCGCCUUUAGCGACGCGGAGACGCAGGCCCUCGCCGAGCACUUCGUCGACAGCAUCCACACCAUGCUCGUCUGGAAGUGGGCCAUGACGGGCCUCGCCGCCUACAUGACCUACCGCGGCCGCAACACCUGGCGCUUCCCCUUCCUGCGCCCCAAGAUGAACGGCCGCCUGCUGCCCAGCCCCGUCACCGGCGGGCCCCUCGUCAAGGUCAUGUGGCACUCGGCGCGCUUCGUCGCCUACUACGGCGCCAUCUGGGUCCUCGGCGAGCCCAUCUUCCAGGGCGCCAACUUCAUGCGCUACCGCGCCGCCAUGGAGCAGGACCCGCGCCUGGCCGCGAUGCUGCGCGACGGCAAGGCCCGCGCGCAGGAGGUCUUUGACCAGGUGUCGCACGGCCAGGCCGGCGGCGGCGGCGUACCGAGUGACCGAUACGGAAGCUCCGGGGAUCAGUAUGGCGGCGGCGGCGGUGACCAGUACGGCAACUCAGGCGAGCAAUACGGCGAGCAGUGGAACUCCGAGUCGCAGCCACAGCGCCCGACGGCCAGCAUACCCGCCCGAGCCCAAUCCGCUUGGACACAAUACCGCUCCCCCGAGACGCAGUCGCAGCAGCCGCAGCCAUCGGCCCCGCAGCAAGACUCCUGGGACUCCUUCUCCGACGUAGACGACGCCUCGCCCGUAGCCCCCACCGCGCAGGGCCAGCAGGACGCCUCCGCCAACUACGGCGGCGGCUCCGCAUGGGACCGCGUCCGGCAGCAGGCCCAGUAUCAGCCGAAGCGCGGCCCGCAGCAGCAGCAACAACAGCAACAGCAACAGCCCCAACAAUCGUGGCAGGCACCACAGGGCACGGGCGGCUGGGCCAGCGAGGACGACGCCAGCCCGCAGCGCGGCUCCAGGGACAGCUACUCGUUCUCCAACGCCGACGAGGAACGUGCCUUGGCCAAGAGCCAGGCGCAGAGGGAGUUUGACCAAUUACUCGAGCGGGAGCGGCGCGGGACGGAUCAGGAGCAAGGGUCGUCAUCAUCGUGGGGGAGAAGGAGGUAGAGCGUGUCAUUAUAAAUCCAAGGCUAGUCCAUGUACAAUAACAAUAUGCAUCACGGCUCAAAGGCAGUCCCGGCGAGUCGAGACAGCCGAUACGGUCCAAUUGGAUCUAUUUCAAGUCGGUCAAACACAGUACUCAAGACGCAAAACCAACAUGUACGCGAC
This is a messenger RNA of Purpureocillium takamizusanense, 1606 nucleotides long. RefSeq lists its product as uncharacterized. The record is from RefSeq and is a predicted model, not a curated record. The transcript has a single exon. Lineage: Eukaryota; Fungi; Ascomycota; Sordariomycetes; Hypocreales; Ophiocordycipitaceae. Bases 92 to 1444 code for a protein of 450 amino acids.